Messenger RNA from Uranotaenia lowii, 2300 nucleotides. Its product is annotated as nose resistant to fluoxetine protein 6-like. The coding region runs from base 32 to 2116 and encodes 694 amino acids. NCBI's taxonomy places the organism in Eukaryota, Metazoa, Arthropoda, Insecta, Diptera, Culicidae. Gene Ontology annotation, molecular function: acyltransferase activity, transferring groups other than amino-acyl groups. The record is from RefSeq and is a predicted model, not a curated record. The transcript is spliced from 11 exons.
AGCGCAAAGUUGAACGGGACACACGCGCGGAAUGUUCGGAAAAAUCUCGCUAGGCGUUUUGCUGCCAGUUUUGGUACCGCUCGUGUGGUGCGAUCCGUUUGUAACAACGGAUGACUACUACCGAAUGCCGAAACUGUUCCAGUACGAUGACUACGAUGAAUGUUUCGCUAUUACCAACGUAACUGACCCCGCCUACUGUGUCGUUCGAUCCGUCAUCAAACCGAACGGCGACUCAGAGCUUUGGUCCUUCAUUCAGAACUUUUCCUCUGAUGCUCUUCAUAUGCGACACGAUCACCUAGAUCGUGGUUUGUGCGUUGAACGCUGCCAACGGUUGGUGUCCUCGCUGAACGAUGACGAAUUGGAACAAUUGUACGUCGAGAAGUUCGAGAUUAACUUUCCUUAUAUUGUAGAUUUUGGAGCUUUCGGAAACAUUUCCAACGAUCGCGCCCGUUACGGAAGGUUGAUGAACAUCUGUGUCAACUAUCAACUGAACCGAACCUACGGUUUGAAAGCCUACACGGAGAUUGAAUACUGUACUCGGCCGAUGCCCGCAGACAGUCCGCUGCUAAAUUGGUUCUAUGGUAUAACGCUGACGCUGAUUCUAUUGGUCAUUUCGUCUAGCGUUUAUGAUACAAUUAUCAAUGAAGAUCGUACCGAUACCCAUUAUAUCAGCGAUCCACCUCAACAGACAAAAUUGCUUCUUACGUCCUUCUCCAUCAGGCGCAAUUGGUGUCGGUUGACGAAACACUCCCAAAAUCAGCUCAGCGAUGAUUUCCGUUUCAUCCACGCCAUUCGGUUCUGCUCCAUGGUGCUGAUCUUCUUCGCCCACGGUGCAAACUGUGUGUUGCAACUGAACUUGAUGAACCCGAUAGAUCUGGAACGGAGCAAACACAGUUACGGAUUCAUCACUCACAUCAAUGGGGAUCUGUUAGUGCAAACGUUCUUCAUGAUCAGUGGACUGUUCCUGAGCCUACACUUUCUGGAGCAACACGGAAAAUCCAAGCGAAAGAUGAGCUGGUGGGUCGUUCCGGUCGUAACGCUGUAUCGGUACACCCGUUUGACUCCGGUAUACGCGUACGUCCUUCUGCUAUACCUAGUGUGGCAGCCCACGAUGCUCGAUGGACCACUGUGGCCUAGGGGGGUCAAUACCGAUCAAUACUACUGCAAAGAAAACUGGUGGCUCAAUCUGUUAUACGUCAACAAUUACGUAAAACCUGAUCAACCGUGCAUUCAACAUACGUGGUACCUAGCGUGUGAUUUUCAACUGUACCUUUUCGGAAUUAUCGUUUUGGUAGCAAUCACGAAAUACCCAAAACUGCAGAAAUUGAUCUUCACGCUAGGGGCACUGAUCGCUGUGAUAAUUCCAGCCUACGUUAUCUACACUGAAAAACUGGACAGCAUACUACUCGAUCGGAUGCAAAAUGCCCGAUUCUUCAACGUUUACUCCAAGUUCUACCAGCUCGUCUACUUACCGUUCCACACUAAUAUGGUUGCCUUCUUCGGUGGAUUGAUCGUUGGGGUGCUCUACAUCCGUUACCGGAAGGAAUACUCUAAAGGAAAUCGAGCUUGGUACAUACAGCUUCUGUGGAACUUCACCGUUCCGUUGUCCUACUUCCUGAUGAUUUCCACUCGGCCCCUAUACAACGACUAUCCGAAACCAUCCCUCUGGCUGGCCGCCCUAAAUCCGCUGCUUCAGUUAACCUGGCUUGCGGUUGCCAUUUGCUUCAUCUACGGACUGCUGUACAACUUCUAUGGUCCGAUUAAACAGUUCCUCAACUACCAGGCCUUCAUUCCGUUGGGCCGGCUAAGCUACUGUGCCUACAUGGUUCACAUAUUUGUGCUAAAGUAUCUACUGUUCGGUUCCAAGAAUCCGAUUCACUUUGACGGCCCGAAGCUGUAUUCGACCCUAAUAUCAACGGUUGUCAUAGCCUACUCCAUUGCAUUGUUUUUAUCGCUAGCGGUAGAAUUUCCAGCGUCAGCCAUUCAGAAGUACAUGUUUAUGAAGCAAAACGAACAAUUGGAUAAAUUGAAGAAAAAUAAGUACACAGAAACAUUCCAGGUGAAUGUUCCGGUUAAGCCACUGUUUGAGCAGAAAGAUUUAGAAAAUACUGUGUAAUCUAGUAACAAUGAGGAGCCUCCUGGAGAAGCAACAAUUCAAAGACUCAGUACAAGAGGAGUUUAAUUCGUUUAAGAAUUCAAGCGGCGAUGGAGUGGUCAUACUUGAGAUUAAAUGGUGAUGGUCUCAGUUAGUGUUAUAUCAGUGAAUAAAUGUAUCAUAUAUUUUUAUAAAGUGAAAAGAA